Macadamia integrifolia is the source of this 590-nucleotide messenger RNA. RefSeq names its product photosystem II 5 kDa protein, chloroplastic-like. The coding region runs from base 121 to 450 and encodes 109 amino acids. The transcript has a single exon. Lineage: Eukaryota; Viridiplantae; Streptophyta; Magnoliopsida; Proteales; Proteaceae. The record is from RefSeq and is a predicted model, not a curated record.
UCCUUUCUACUUAAAAACAAUAUUCACCUCAUCAUUGAACACCUAGGCUUGUGUUUGUGAAUUUGUGUGUGAGAGAGAGUGAAUCAAAGAGACACCUAUCACCACAAUUAGAUUGCAGAGAUGGCCUCAAUUACCAUGUCAACCUCACUCCUCAGCGGCAUAAACGUCUCCCAACGAAGAUCUGUGACUACCCAUCGCACACUAGUUGUUUCCAAUGCUGCUAGUGCUGCUGAAGUGGAACAAGUUAAGUUGAGUUGCAACAAUGAUAAGAAGACUCAGAGCAGCAGUGGAAGGAGGGACUUGAUGUUCGCAGCAGCAGCUGCUGCUGUGUGUUCCAUUGCUGGUGUUGCAGUUGCCCGUGAAGAGCCAAAGCGUGGAACCCCAGAAGCCAAGAAGCUCUAUGCCCCUGUCUGUGCUACCAUGCCAACAGCUCGUAUCUGUCGCAAAUAAGGGAAAUGAGAGUAAAAAGUGCAGCAAAGUUUGUAAUUUGUAUGUAAUUGUGUUAUUGGAAUUUGGAGAACUUUGUUAAUUAGAUCUGUUUUCUUAUAUUACCUAUUAGAUAUCACCUGACUGAGGUGUUGUGAAGAAAA